GGUCCUGUUGGUUCCAUUCGUGCAUCGGUACCGCAUGCUGUGCGGUAGCAAAGGACAUAGUCCCUGUCUAAAUUCCCUCCGCACGUCUAAAUGGGCUUUUUAAAGUAUGUGGAAGUAUAACCCCUGAAAGAUGGGGGGUAAUUAGGGAACGAAGCUUACUUAACCCUUUUUGCUCUGCCUCAUAAUUAGUGGUCCUCCCCGAAGCAAUUCUGUUACUCCAUCCUAACAAAAAUAAUGUUUAUUAAGAACCGUCUAAGGAUAUAGCCUAUAUGAUGAAUAAUUGCAAUCAUUCAUUUGCCGACAUCUCCGUUUGCGGACCGUGGAAAUCAGUGAUUAAUUAAUGUGUCGCAAGUAUUUCCUCAUGUAGGCCUGUGUUGAUUGUAUUGUUCAAAGUUUGUUUAUUAGCCCUAGCUGUUUCAUGGAAAUCAGACUAGUUUUCUACCUGCAACUCAAGGCACCCUGGCAAUUAGUCAAUUUUGCAUAUCACCUUACCCUCUAGUCAUCUUGUCAUCAUGGUCUGCUGCAACCAUUGGCGUCUGCAACAUUAGCACCAAAAUAUUAGGGACUGUUUAUUUGGGCAUGUACCUGAUAUAGCCCCCUUGAAGGCUUUAGAAAGCAAAGUAGUGACCGAGCACUUGGGUAGAAAGGCAGGUAUACCAGUUGACGACCCAUAUCAACUUAAUAAUACAGAUGUCCUCUCUUUAUUGACGUGACCAUAAUAUGACAAAAAUACAUGGUUUGCUCACAUAUGGUUUUGAGAGAAGUACCGUCCCCAAAAUGGUGUUCGCUAGAAAAAAAUGCUGCCUCUGGUGUUGAAAAGGGGUCACUCCUCUCUCCCCUCUGACACAAACAAGUUGUGAAAGGGAAAGAGCAGAGUCUCUCCCACUGCCAGGCAGUCUUAAGGGCUUAUGAUUAAUUACUCCGGAGUCUAAGAGUUGUCAGCUCUUUGGGUAUCCAAUAAAUUAGAAGCUCCUGAGAGUUUUAAGCACACACUCAGGUGAGCACGCAUAGACGCGGACCACUGCGCACCUUUUUCCGCGGCCGCGCCUCUUUAUAAAGAUUAUCUGUACUUGGAGCGGCAGGGCUACUUUUCUCCACCAGCAGUGGAGUCUGUGUGGUGCACGAUACCUCUCUGCAGUGCCUUGAUGUCGUUACUCAAGGCGGCGUUUUUGGAGAAAUUUUAAGGUUUAUAAGUGCUCCCUAUAUGGUUGGAAGACAGACGAUCUGCAUGGAUAGUGGAAAUGGCCCAGUGACAGUUAUGGAUGAGAGUCCCACAUCUAGCCCCAGCUCCAGCCCCAGUCCUGACAUGCUGACCCCCGACAGUCGGCGUCCGGAGGCCCUGCAGCACUCCAGGGUGGUCCAGGCCGGUGGGCUCGGUGGCAGAGGGCGUCCGGCAGCAGCCAACGCAGCACGGGAGAGGAGUCGAGUGCAGACCCUGAGAAGCGCAUUCCUGGAGCUACAGAGGACUCUUCCGUCGGUGCCACCGGACACAAAACUGUCCAAGCUCGACGUGUUGAUUUUGGCCACCACGUAUAUUGCCCAUCUGACUCGGACCUUGCAAGAGGAGGGGAUGGAGGAGGGAGAGAGCAAUAGACAAACAGAGGCCUUACACUCGCUGAAAGGUGAAGGUUACCUGCACCCUGUGAAAAAGUGGCCAAUGCGAUCCAGGUUAUACGUCGGCGCCAGCGGUCAAUUUCUGAACAAUUCAAAACAGACAGAAAAUCAAGGCGCAUCAUCGUCGACCUCGCAGACAUAAAUCUAUCCACUGCAUAAGGGACUUCUAAUUCAGACGACCAUUAAUUAGUAAGACUCUUUCAGCUAAAUCCACCAAUGAGGACUUAUGAAAUGGACAGCAGAUUCGUCGUCUGACAGUGCUUAUUAUUUUUAUUUAUCAAACAACUGAAGUCUCUGCUUUCGACUUCAGUAUUUUCAUGUAAAGGAGACAGUCACGACUCUUUCAAUAGUAGGAACACAAUUGUAAAUUAAUAUAUUAUGUGAUUAUGUAUAUAAAAUCUGAGAAAGCCUGCAUAUUGUUGCUCUUAAUUUGGCCAUGCUGUGUUUCUGCUCUGCUUUCUGCUGUUCUGUGCCUGUUGGAUAUAUUAACGUGUGUAUACUUUUUAGAAAUUCCGUGUCUGGUGAAAUAAACAUUUGCACUAAAUGCAUGUGUGAAUAACUUAACAUCUGUCAUGUGAAGUGAUCUGUCAGAAUCUCAACAGUGGUAGGAGCCUCUUCAUCUUCAUCGGUUUUUUGAUAAUGACUUGAGGAAUAGAAAUAAGACAUGUCUCCCAUUCCGUCGGUUGUAAAUAAGUUUACUGAGAUGUAUUUGUUCUAAGUGGCCUAAAUAAUCAUGUUCUGUCAUUUAAGUCCAGCUUUAUCUCUUAACAAUCAAGAGGGAUUCCAUUUGAUUAUUUGCAUGAAAAGGGAAUUAUGAGUUGACAUUCAUUUUUUGCAGUCAGAUAUAUAUUUUACACAAAUGCACAAUUUUGCAACUACAACAAACUCCUAAUUACAAUAAAUGUUAAUGCAUUUCAAGGCACAUAUUGUGGAAUGGGCCCUAAGUCUAUUCAAAAUGGUAGGUACUCUUUCAGUGUGGUGUAUAGUGUGUCCAGAUGCUGAAUUCAAAACAAUGGGAACUGGGAACGCGGAAAUCUCUGAAUUCCGACUUCAGUGUGUUCAAAACAACUGGGAACUCGGAAAAAAAACUAGCUCUGACUGGGAAAUCGAUUUGAACGUCAUCCAAUUCCGAAUUCCAACUCGGGAGGUCGGGCCUUUUCUAGAGCUCGGACUUCCCGAGCUGAAGAUCACUGAAGUCAUGAUUUGACCUCCCAGUUGUUUUGAACUCGGCAAGAGGCCACUUCUAUUAAAGGGAAUGUUCGGGAUUUGGCCAAUUUUUUUUUUUUUUUUAUGUAUCUACUUCUCGAGAGUCAGAUGAACUGGAUAUAAUUUGUAUGUCUCUGUGUUCAGUUCUAAGUAAGCUGCCAACUACCGUGAGCGCAAUCGCUAACUACUGGAAGUCUAUGGGAACAGCUAGUAGGGGAAAUCGAUAAAGGGCCUCAUUGCCAAAAUCCCAAACUAUCCCGUUAAACUAUAGCAUAACUUUUGACAAUUUUGGCUUUAUGAAGUUGAUAUCGAAUGUUCAGAGAUCCAUUUAGAAAGUGCACUUUUAUGUAGGCUACUCAGACACUGUUACACUUCUGAAAUGUGCAAAUUGGAGACUUAGCACAAUAUUCAAAAGAAAAACUGAUAGUUAUGGUUUUAAAGGCCCAGUGGAGUAGAACAAUUGAUUUCCCUGUGUUUCAUAUACAAUCAGUAGCCAGUUUAUUAGGUACACCCAUCUAUACUUAACAAAAAUAUAAACACAACAUGUAAAGUGUUGGCCCCAUGUUUCAUGAGCUGAAAUAAAAGAUCCCAGAAAAUGUCCAUUCCUAUCAAAUUUUGUGCACCAAUUUGUUUACAUCCCUGUUAGUGAGCAUUUCUCUUUUGCCAAGAUAAUCUAUUCACCUGACAGGUGUAGCAUAUCAAGAAGCUGAUUAAACAGCAUGCACAUCACACAGGUCAACAAGACACCUUGUGCUGUGGAUGUUUUUU
Molecule: messenger RNA, 3588 nt
Organism: Oncorhynchus keta (chum salmon)
Lineage: Eukaryota; Metazoa; Chordata; Actinopteri; Salmoniformes; Salmonidae
Product: transcription factor 24-like
Exons: 3
Coding region: 1205-1756 (183 amino acids)
Biological process (GO): developmental process; regulation of transcription by RNA polymerase II
Molecular function (GO): RNA polymerase II transcription regulatory region sequence-specific DNA binding; DNA-binding transcription factor activity, RNA polymerase II-specific; protein dimerization activity
Source: RefSeq, a predicted model, not a curated record